UUCUUGUACUUAUUAAAAUCAUGCUUAGGUCCGUUAUGCUGUUCGAGAAUACGCAUGUACGGCAGUCGAUGUAAUUGCCAGACGAACACGACUAGCAUUUCUGAACACCUAUGCAGCUCACGAAGUUCUUCCAGAUGUGGUUCGUAUCAUGGGAGAAGAACUUGGAUGGUCAUCAGCGGAGCAGCGAGCUCAACUUGAGCGCGCUCGUCAAUUCAUUGAUCUGGAAAUGGGUCAGCUUGCAAAACAGAACGCUGCCAGCAACGUUUCGCUGAAUCUCACAAAGUCAUUCAUAUCUCUUUUUUACUUUUUAGUAUCUAGUACCUUCUAA
This is a messenger RNA of Strongylus vulgaris, 328 nucleotides long. NCBI's taxonomy places the organism in Eukaryota, Metazoa, Nematoda, Chromadorea, Rhabditida, Strongylidae. The record is from the annotation of a GenBank genome assembly.